This is a messenger RNA of Oryzias melastigma (Indian medaka), 2352 nucleotides long. RefSeq lists its product as uncharacterized. The transcript has 7 exons. Lineage: Eukaryota; Metazoa; Chordata; Actinopteri; Beloniformes; Adrianichthyidae. The coding region runs from base 110 to 850 and encodes 246 amino acids. The record is from RefSeq and is a predicted model, not a curated record.
GACCACACUGGGUGUCAUCUGAAAUUCUGCCUGCAGACAGAAAGGGUUUUGUAACUCAUUGGUAGUUAGUUCCGAGUAAACCGAAAGUUUAACAAAACGGUGGAAAGCCAUGGAGAUGCAAGAGGUUCCUGAAGCGCCUGAGGCAGAGGAUAAAGCAAAAGGAGCUGGUGAAGCAAAAAAGGAGGAGAAAGCUGAAGCUUUAGAGGAAGCAGAUCGUGGACAUUACUCCAGCCUGCUGGUUCCAACUGAAGAGGUCUACGCUGAAGCUAUUCAUACUUCAAAGCCGCGUCAAGAGCUGUCAGGAAAUACACGCCUGUACCGUGUCAUCUGCGUAUGCCUGUCAGUCAUCUGCCUCAUCCUUUUGAUGACCGUCGUCGUACUCGGCUUGAAACUUCAGGCUAGAUCUGCAGCCUGCUCUUCUUCGUACAAGGUGUGCAACGAGAUGCUGUGCAUGGAGUACAUCAAAAACACUCGCGCUGCCUGUGAGCAGUGUCCCAGAGGAUGGACCCCGCUGGACAAGCACUGUUACUACCUGUCCACGCUCAGGCUGACGUGGGAUGAAAGUCUGAAAAACUGCACCAAAAGUGGAGGAACUCUGGCUGUGAUUACCAACCAGAAAGUGCAGAAUUAUCUGACGGACAGAGGCUACUUGGACUACUGGAUUGGACUGAAACAGCAACCGUCUGGAUGGGAAUGGGUCGACAAAAACAUGCUUGGAAAGAGUUACUGGACAACCAGACCAGGAGACGGAGACUGUGCUUUGCUCAAGAGUAGAGAUCCAGCAAAUAAGAACUGGAUUAAAUCCCCCUGCCGUGGCGCCAGUUACUAUAUCUGUCAGAUAGAGUACUAAUGCAUUUCAUAACAGAAAGUAUUGUCUUCAGCAAGAAGGGACAAAAAUCGCUUUUAGAUGAAAAAUUGUGUAUAUUUAACAAUCAAAGAAUGCUCAGUUUUUACAGUUUUUAAGCCCAUGAACUCCUUAAUACUUUAUUCUCAUAUCGUGGGCAUGCUAAGCAAAGAUUAAGACACGGCACUCCUUCAAAUGCAUGAUUCUGUUUCUAGAUUCUGUUUCUUUUAGAACAGUUUUACUCUCAGCUAUCAGAUACGUUAAAUCUACAUUCUAUUUCAGCAUAUAUUACUACUAUAUAAUUAGAUAUGGCUACAAAAAUACACUCUUUUAUGGCAUAAUACUGCAGUAAUAAUUGCACUGUUGACUACAUAAAAACAAAAGAAUUCCUCCUUUUUAACUUCACAAAAGUAUCCACACUUCACACCUUUGUCACAGCUUCGUGGAAGCACUCAGACAAAUCGAGAUUUCUCUAUACAAAUUUGAUGUUCUGGUCCUCCUCGGGAAGCUCCUGCUCCAUCUCCAGACCCAAAGCGCUCUGACGGAUCACCUCCCACCCGGCCUGAGCCUUCCUGCUUAUACUGUUUUUCCCGUUAGAUCUGAGAGUCACAUCUGACUUCUCCAGCCCUUCCUUUCCAGCCGGCUUCUCGUCCUCUUUGGAGAAGGCCUUGACGUAGCGCCGCAUUUUUUGCAUCAUUGCAUCAUUUCUGUCUUCAACCCUGCAGAGAAGAACAAAUAUGUUUGUGUUUAUUUUUUGACUCUUCAGGGGUAAAAAAAUGAAGUAAAGACAGAGACUGCUAAAUAUCCAAGUGGCGUUUCUUUUUCUAACUCUAUUAAAACGAUUCGAUUUUCAUUUGUGUCUUCAUGAAAACGCAACAAAAAUCUAAUGUGACAAAAGAAUGUCUAUAAAUAGAAGAAAGAUGGGUGUCACACUUUAAAGUGUCAGCUGUGUCAAUAGCGCUCGAUGUUGUUGCACAGCCCAACACCAAAUGCUGAGUCAUGCUGCGGUGGACUUGUUGCAAAAUGAUAAACAGAACUAAGAACGCAUUUACUGACUUAUUUCUUUUUCAUUUCUGAGAAAAGAAAAACACUUCCUCCAUGCUCACAAAAAUCAUUUGAAGAUUCGGGGAAAUGUUGACGGUUGAUCUUGCAGUUUCGCUUACUGACCAUUAUUCGAUCCUGGCCUUCCCACUCUAACCCUCACUGAUAACAUCACGCCACUCCCACCACUCCUGAAUCAAGUUGAAGCAACACAUUUAUAAUGAAAACUUUUAGUUUUUCAUUUAGAUCAGCAUGUUUACCUCCAUUUUUUUUUUAAUAAGAAACUGUCAGAAAGUGUCUAACUCUGAACAUGCAAUAAAAACACAAUCCACUCACUAUAACAUUAGUAAAGCACUUAUUUUCAUCAAAUGUAAAUAAAAAAUGUCCACUCUCCAAUUACAACAUUGUAUCUGCUUUGUAAACUAUAGUCACAAACAUGCUUAAAUAAAGAAUAUUGGAAUAUUCCA